AUGAGACUACCUCUACUAGUAUCUUCGCUGCGCCGUGCCUCGCAGUUCGCUGGAGUGAAGGAUCGAGUGAAGUAUGUACCGCGCCGUUCAUUGCUCUAUGUCCCUGCUAGCAAUCAAAAAAUGUUGGACAAGGUCCCCAAUAUAAAGGCUGAUUGUGUAGUACUUGAAUUGGAAGAUGGUGUAGCGUUGACAUCAAAGGCAUUAGCACGUACUCAAGCGACUAAAGCCCUUGAUAAGUUGGUCGAACAAAAACUUCUUUGUUUCGAAUUGGGAUUACGAGUGAACUCGGUUACAAGCGGUUUAUUGGAGGACGAUGUUAAGGAGGUAUGUAAAGCAAAGCAUCUCCCUCAAGCAUUUAUGGUGCCAAAAGUUGAUAGUCCUGAAGACGUAGCCGCUAUAUACGACAUAUUCAGAAGUAACUAUACAGCGAAACGAGUCACAGACACUAAUACCCGUCUGGUUAUAUGGAUAGAAUCGGCUAGAGCGUUACUCGAUAUGCCGCGAAUUUUAUCUUCAACGCUUAAUCUACAUAAAAAUUCCGGAUUUUUCAAAUUGGAUGCUGUUGUUUUCGGAUCUGAUGACUAUUGUGCUGAUAUAGGGGCUACUCGUACCCCAGAAGGCACCGAAGUUUUGUACGCCCGUCAACGGUUUGUCGCAUGCUGCAAAGCAUUCCAGCUACAAGCAAUUGAUAGCGUCUACAUUGACAUCAAAAAUCUGGAUGGUUUACGAAAGCAGUGCGAAGAAGGUCAAAAAUGGGGCUUCACUGGAAAACAGACGAUACAUCCAACACAAAUUCCUGUUGUACAAAAAGCUUUCAUGCCUUCUGCAGAAAAAGUUGAAUGGGCAACAGAACUGGUGCAUGCAUUCAGUCAACAUCAGGCUGAAGGGAAAGGAGCGUUCCAGUUUCGAGGACAAAUGAUCGAUCGACCGUUAUUACUCCAAGCGCUCAACAUCAUACAGUUGGUGGAGAGUGUAGGAGGCGUUGCAAAAGAAGAAUGA
Molecule: messenger RNA, 999 nt
Organism: Necator americanus (New World hookworm)
Lineage: Eukaryota; Metazoa; Nematoda; Chromadorea; Rhabditida; Ancylostomatidae
Exons: 7
Coding region: 1-999 (332 amino acids)
Biological process (GO): regulation of cobalamin catabolic process
Molecular function (GO): (S)-citramalyl-CoA lyase activity
Source: RefSeq, a predicted model, not a curated record